Cydia strobilella is the source of this 15345-nucleotide messenger RNA. RefSeq lists its product as uncharacterized. The transcript has 44 exons. Lineage: Eukaryota; Metazoa; Arthropoda; Insecta; Lepidoptera; Tortricidae. The record is from RefSeq and is a predicted model, not a curated record. The coding region runs from base 115 to 15345 and encodes 5076 amino acids. Gene Ontology annotation, molecular function: protein binding.
CAGAACAAAAGUUACCAAGUUGAGUUUGUUUACAAAGUGUUUGAACUGUCAGUGAGUGGCGCCCCCCAAGCGGCGUAAGUUGGCAGCACUGAUGUCCGCCAUUGUGGCGGCGCCAUGACGCACCGGUCGGGGUUGCCAGGCGGCGCGCGCGGCGUCUCCCCGCCGCGUGUCACGUGGGUGGUGAGGUUGGGAGACCCGCCUGCGCUUGGAAAUGCGCCGUAUGAAACGCAUCUUACGCACAGCAAGUACGAGCGAGAGGAUGUACAGAAGAAAACAUUCGCAAAAUGGAUCAACUCGCAACUGGUCAAGAACGGGAAGGCGCUGGUGACGGACUUGUUCGCCGACUUGCGCGACGGCGAGGUUCUGCUGUCGCUGCUCGAGAUCCUCACCGCGCAGCAAUAUAAACGCGAACGCGGUCGUAUGCGCGUGCACCAUGUGAACAACGUGAGCACGGCGCUGCGCGCGCUCAACGAUGCCGGCGUUAGAUUGGUCAACAUCGCCGCCGCAGACGUCGUCGACGGCAACCCCAAGCUAAUACUCGGUUUGGUGUGGAGCAUCAUCCUGCAUUGGCAAGUGCAGUACCAUCUCAAAGAGUUAAUGUCAGAGCUGCACCAUACAAGCUUGGAACGAACGUUGCUAGCGUGGUGCCGCGCGCAUACUCAGGGUUAUGAAGGCGUAGACGUGACAAACUUCACGUCGUCCUGGGCCGACGGUAUGGCACUGAACGCCCUGCUCCACCGCUGGCGACCGCAACUCUUCGACUUCCACGAGGUGGCGCAGCGCCCGCCCAACGAGCGCCUCGACCACGCCUUCACUCUGGCGCACAACUAUCUCGGGAUAGACCGGCUGCUGGACCCUGAAGAUGUAAACACACCAAACCCGGACAAGAAGUCGAUCAUGAUGUACCUGAUGUGUCUGUUCCAAUCGCUGCCGCAUUCGGCGCCCGAGCCGGCCGCGGCGGAGCCCGGCGCGGACGGCGGCCCCGACUCGGAGCCCGCCUCGCCUCUAGGGAACACUGCCGAGGUAUUUAACCGGGAGAGCGGGUCCCGGUCCCGCCCGCUGUCGACGGCCACGACGGGGUCGGGCGAGCUGGGCGGGUACUCGGCGGCGCUGGAGGACGCGCUGGCGUGGCUGCUGGACGCGGAGGAGCGGCUGGGUGCGCGGGCGGCGCCGAGGCCGGGCGCGGUGCUGGGCGAGCUGAAGGAGCACUUCCACGUGCACGAGGCGUUCCUGCUGGAGCUGGCCGCGCAGCAGGCCGGCGUGGGCGGCGCGCUGGCGCUGGGGGCGCGGCUCGCGGCCGACGGGGCGCUGUCGGGGGCCGAGGCGAGAGAGGUGCGGCUGCAGCUGCGGCUGCUGGCGGAGCGCUGGGAGCAGCUGCGCGCGCGCGGCAUGGCGCGGCAGGCCUGCGUGCACGAGGCGCUCAUGAAGGCCCAACAAGAAACUAGACAUGAAUUCCGACAAUGGCUGACGGCGACGGAAGACCGCAUAUCCAAGCUGGGUCCUCUACCCGGUGACACUCCAGAGGAGGUUUCGGCCAGUCUAGCCGCUAUAACUGCUCUACAUGAGGCUCUCCGCGAACAACAGCCUAGAGUAGACGCUUUGGCCGACUGUGUCUUAGUUUUGGAUGAUAAUGAGGACACAGCGGGUGUGGUGGAAAUGGAAGACGAGUUGCGCGCGCUGGGCGAGCGCUGGUCGCACACGUGCCAGUGGACGCUGGCGCAGCUCGCGCGCCUGCAGGCGCUGCGGGACCUGCAGCCCACGGCCGCAGAGGAACAGCUCAAACAGAUGGAAGCGAACCCAGUAUCGACCGUCCAGGAGGUUCUCGAGCGUAUCAGCACGCUCCAACAGAUCAAGCAUUCCGUCUCUCUCCAACAAGCGCUCGCGACACAGCACACGGAGCGAGCCUCCGCCCUGGUAGCCAACGGCGAAGCGGCCGGCGUGGACUUCGCGGACGUGUUCGCGAGGGCCGAGGAGUUACAGGAUAGAGCGGAGGCGUUGCUUAUGAUUUUAGACGUUCAAGCGCAAAGGAUUCGCGAGCAAGGCUUCGAAGUGGAACUGGUGACCACCCAACAAUCUCCAAUGGACGCCUCGAGCACGGUGACGACGACGACGAGCACGGUGACCGUGACGUCACCCGGGGACGCUCGCAGGAGCAAGAAGCCGCGUCUCUCGGGCUCGGGUGGUGGCGCAGACUUCCAGGCCGGGUACAAGCCUUACGAGAACUGGGCUAAGGCCGCUGCGGACACUUUAGAAAAGUGCGCGCGGGACUUGGAGGACUCGUCCGUGUCGCGCGAGACCGUGUCGGGGACCUUGGAGCGGCUCGACAAGGAGCUGUCCGUGCAGCGACAGGACUUCGCCAACGUCGAGGAGAUACAGCGCCGGCUGGCCACUGAUCCGGCGCUCAAAGAGGAGGCCGACCAGCACGCUAAAAUAAUCGAAGAAUUAAAACAACGCUGGGACGACAUCCAACGCGGCGUCACCUCCCUCCGCAACACCAUGAACCUGCUCCAGGACAAGGACAGCUUCCACCGCGCGGCCGCCUCCCUGCGCGACCACCUCCGGGACACGGCGGCCUGGCGGGACCGCGCGCUGCGGGACCGGCCCGGACACAACCAACUCAUACACCUGCGAAACAAGCUGCGCGCGCUCCGGCAGCUCGACAUCAAGCGGAAGGAGCUCGACGCGCAAUCGAUCGUCCUUCUAACCAAGCCGAUCGCCCCCGCUUAUAAGGAGGAAAUAGAAACGACCGCCAGACGACUCGGAACCGAGUACGAGGAGCUUUUGAACUAUUUGACCGCCAAAGAAGUAGAAAUUAAAUUAGCGAUCGGCAGAAAACCCCAGGAACCCGUUAAAGAUGAGUUCGAGAAUCUCCAGCGGAAAAUACGAGAUAUAGAAUCCCGAGUUAUCGUCGAGCACGUCAUGUUCUCCCCCGUUGAGUCGAUGGAGAAUAAAAUUGAGGAGCUGAGGAGUCUCCGGAGGGAGUUGGAGGAGUUGCAGGCGGGGUAUGAUGAGGUGGUGAGGGCGAGGAGGCAGCGGUACGAGGCGGGGAGCGUGCAGGAGUUGAAUGUGAGGAGCAGCCUCGAGAACCUGGUGACGAAGUUCGGGGACACGCAGGUGCUGCUGGAACAGAAGAUUGACAAGCUCGAGAACGGAGUGAAGCUGGUAAAACAACUCGAAGCCGAUACGACAGAGCUGAAGCGGGGGCUGGAUAAGCUGGACAAGUUCCUCGCCGACAACGAAUUCAUACCCAUCGGGGACGUCCAACUGCUGGAGAGUUUGCUGGAUACCAGCAACAAAUACGAUGAAGAAAAAGAGAAAUACGAAACGAUAUUAAACUCGAUCGAGAAAUCUCGCGCCACGAUACUAGAAGACUGCGACGAAUCCCUCGGCAAGGCGCUCCGGUCCGACGGAGCCCCGACCAAACGGUUUCUCGACGCCACGAACCGAGCUCGCACCUUAAACGAAGGGUUAAGGAGGGCUCUGGAGCGCACCGAGAGUGUGUUCAGACAGAUAGCCGACACUGAGAGCUGGCUGAAGGAGUUGGAGGCGCAGAUCCCCAAGGAGGAGGAUUGUAGGAUAUCGGACUCGGCCGAGCUGUAUAAGGUUAAGAUGGUGUUCCAGACGCUUAAGGACAAGUGCGAUGAUAAGACGCAGGAGUUUAGGAACCUGAACGAAGCCGGCAACGAUAUGAUGCUCGCGGCGGAGGAGCGCCGACCGGCGGCGCUGGCUCGCCGGCUCACGGCGCUGUCGGCGCGGUGGACGGACGUCACGCGCGGCGUUUACGAACGAUACAAGGUGCUGGCGGAGGCGUGGCACGAGACGGGGGAGCUGCGCGCGUGGCUGGCGCAGGAGGCGGCGUGGCUGGACGGGUUAGAGCGGCGACUACGCUCGAGGCACCAACCGGCUGAUGCCGAGGAACUCUCCGCACAACUAUACGAUUUGGAGAGCUACAUGCGCAACCACUCGUCGCUCCGCCUGUCGCGGAUCCAGGACGUGGGCCGGCAGCUGGCCGACGCGCACAUCAUGGCCGGCUGGAUCCGCGCCGAGAUACAUGCGCUGCAGGACCGCUGGAAUACUCUGCAGGCCGAGGCUAUGUCCCGCACGGCGACGCUGGAACGCGCGGCGCGCGAGGCGGCGCAGUGCGAGGUGGCCGCGGAGCGCCUGCAGCAGUGGCUGCGGCGCGCGCAGGCCCGGCUGCGGGAUGCCGACGACGGAGAUCACCAGGAGCUCGUGGAGCAAGUAGAAACACAGCGCGAGUCCCUCAAGGAGAUCGAGACUCAAGUGGAGGCCUACCGCGCCGCCGCGAGGCCGGAGGCCGCCGAGCGGCUGCAGCACCAACUCGACUUACUGCGUCAUCAGCUCGAAGAGUGCGUCGAACGCCUGUCCACCCUGGGCACUCCAGAAGCCAGUGAAGAGGACGACAGUCUCGAAGGCAGGCUGUCCCGCGCCAUGCGCACACUCAGAGCCGUCCAGACCGGCGCAGACCGGGAGUUGGCGCUCAGCUCGGCGCAGCCCGACGCCGUCCGCGCCGUGCUGCGGCGCUGUCUGAAAUUCUACCGCACCCUGAGCGAGAUCAAGUCCGAAGUCGAGUCGGUGAUCAAAACUGGCCGCAAGAUGGCCGAAGACGAGGACGGACGCGAGCUGUCACCCCGCAUCGACGCCCUAAAGGAACUGUACAACCGGCUCGGCGCACAAGUCACCGAGUCCAAGACUAGAUUGGAAAAUGCCUUGUUAACAGCCAGGGAGAUACACAACGAUCUAGGCGCUCUAGGGACUUGGUUGGACGGACUAGGUGCCGGCGUCGGCCGCCAGACCUUGGAGCUCGAAAUGUCCCGCAUGGAAGCCAUUAAAGACAAACUGAACGCCAACCACCGCGAGUACGCCAAGAGCUGCGACCCCGCCAGCCUCGCCGAGUUGCGCGAACAGGUAGACGAAAUCAACGCGCGGUGGGAGCGAUUAAAAAAGCACGGAGUAACCAAAGAUGAAAGCUCUCCUCAGAAAUUCUUAGACGACGUCGCUCGAGAGCUAACCAGCCAAGCGACCCUAACAGAUGCUAAAUUACGCGCGUUGGAUGGAGAACUACGCGCGCGCGCCAGCGAUAUUCGUGCGACGAACGAUCCGGCCCUCGUUAAGCAAUUGGAUAAAUUGAUUUCCGACGUCGAGGCGCCGCGCGGCUACGAGCGCGUGUCCGACACCGUGAAGCGGCGGCUCGAGUCCCCCGCCCCCGCCCCCGCCCCCGCCCCGCAGCCCAAGCGCUCGCGGAUCCCCCUCGCGCUGCACAGCCCCGUCCCCGUGCGCAGGGAGCUUCAGCAGCGCGAGCGCGCCGUGUCCGCCCCCACCACCCCCGACCCUCCUCGCCGCGACAGCAGCACCUUCAACCUGCUCGCCGACAGCGACCUCUUCACGCAGAUAUCCCGAGGCAAAGUUGAAGUCGAGCGCCAGAAAGUCGACCGACCGAAAGCGGAACGACCGAAGCAUGUCGUAGCGGUUCGGGAGCGCGAGAUCGUCAAAGCCACUAUUAGCCCGGUUGAACCGGAGUUAAUACCCGGCGAGGAGGCUCUACACUUCGUCCCGCGGCGCGCCGAGGUAGUAGAGGUUGUGGACGAUACGGUCGAACCGGCCGAGCGGUCGCACGAGAGACGCCCGUCCGUCGAUCUUGGCACGGAGCCGAAAACGUUCGUCGUUGAGGUCAAAACUUUGGAGCACCGGAUGAAACCGACUCUAGGUAUCCUCAAGCGCCGGAGCGCCGAUGAUACACCCAAAUCGGUCAAGAUCAGUAUGGCCGCCCCCGAUGUUAUACCUUCUUUGGAACCUCAGGAAGGAACGAACACCCCCCCUCCGACACCCAUGGAUGGCGCAGUGGUCCAGUGCCCGUUGAUGUUCGAUCUGAGCUUGAGGCAGCACGCGGCCCUCCUGAACCUUCGCAGGGAUGAAGUCAACGAGUACCUGAUCCUGGAUGAAGUACCGAGAGAACAGCCGGCGUUGCCUGAACCUUCCGCUACCGGUGAGCUCGCCACGCAUGUGCCUGAAACUACUCCUGAAGAAAAAGAGAGUGUGAUCAAAGAUGCCGACAAAGAAGAACCGGUCGAAUCGCCCGAACGAGUGGCCACAGAUGAGAAAGUCCAUGAGAUACCGCAGAAAUCCCCUUCAUCACCAGAGGAAGUUAAUGAGAUAGCAAAAGAGCAACCUGAAGUCCCACACCUUGAGGACAAAUCUAGCGACGGCGCCGAAGAGGUCAUUUACUCUGAAGUCGAAGACAUGCCUCAGUCGGCGGCCCGAAAUUCGGCGGAGCUGCCGUUGUGCACGUCCACGCCGCUGAAGGAGAUGCAGAUGGACGUGCAGCCCAAGAGGGAGAGGGACAGCAAGAGCCCCAGCCCGCGGCGGUCGCAUAUUCCGUUGAGCCGGGAGCGCCUCCGUCUGCAUACUGAGCGAUUGCAGGGAUCGGAACCUGAGUCGCCGCCAUUGUCCCCCGUCUCCGCCGGCUCUCGCGGCUCGCCCCCGCUGUCCCCGCUGUCCCCGCUGGAGGGCACCGCCCCCGAUAGUCUGCUGGGGGCGUUAGGAGCCGCCCCUGACGAGGAGCUUGAGGAGUAUGAGGCGGCGGCGACUGCAGCUGCGAGAAGGAUGGACGUCAUGAUGGUCACUGUGGGGGCUGUCGACGCGGAGAAGGACCCCGGCAAGCGGCUCGAGAUCCUGAAGCACCAGCUCGGCGCGCUGGCGCCGGAAGCGGCCGCGCUGAUCUCGCGCGGCGACAGCCUGGUGUACGCGCGCCACGCGGCCAGCCCGCUGCUGGCGGAGUACGUGCGCACGCACUCCGACCGGCUGCGGAACAAGUGGGCGCAGGUCAUGGCCGAGAUCGAGGCCAAGAGGAACGUCGCCAUCCGGGCUGAGGACAACAUCAAAGAACUCAAUACCCUCCUGGAAAGCCUGCAGCGCUGGCUGAAGCGCCUCGAAGGCGACAUCAAAGCUGAGCGCGGCCUCGUGAAGGAGGAGUUCCUCGAUCGGGAGGGCGAUGUCGAACGAGUGUCGGAGCUGUGUCGAGCUCUACGGGCAGCUAGAGUCGGAUAUCCGGAGAGAGCUGUGGCGGACUUAGGACAAGCAUGGACCAGAGCGAGACAGCUCUAUGAGGCCACUCACAAACCAAAGCGGGACAAGAAGGGCAAGAUCGACGCAAGCGAAGCGCUAUGUGGCGAGUACGUAACGCGCGCGAAUCGGUGUCGUGAACGUGUCGCCGCCGUCGCGCGCUCACUGCAGGCGCCGCCGCUCGGCACGAGGGAUUACGACGAGUUUCCUUUACAAGAGGACGCUUUAGCGAAAGUGAAGUCGUCCAUCUCAGAACUGGAGGCCGUGGUGGCUGAAACUGAGAGCGUGUUCACUUCGCUCAACCAGCAACCGAGCGACAACGCUCAAGCGACACGAGUGCGACGCAAACUACAAACCGAGUGGACAGCGCUUAAGGACAACUACAAAGAGCGCCGCGAGAGAUGGACUCGCUGCCAAGCAGAAUGGGCAGCUUUAUACGCGGCGCUAGAAGCGUGCGGAGCCUGGUUAGACAACGCCGAGCGCUCAUUGCAGCAGGCCCGGAGUAGUCAAGAACCUCUCAAGGAUUUGAAGCAGAAGCUGAGAGAUCUUGAACAGCAGAUGACAGCACGAGCGAGCGCCGUGUCGGCCGCGCGUGCCGGCGGGCGCGCCGUGCUGGGCGCGUGCGGCGGCGCGCUGGCGCGGGGCGUGCAGGACCAGCUCGAGCAGCUGCUGGCGAGGUGGCUCAAGGCGGCCGCUGACCUGCAAGCGCUGCAGCACAAGCGGCCGCUGACCUGCAAGCGCUGCAGCACAAGUGAGUCUAUAGUCUAUACUAACGCGCGCUGUGUCGGCCGCACGUGCUGGGCGCGUGCGGCGGCGCGCUGGCGCGGGGCGUGCAGGACCAGCUCGAGCAGCUGCUGGCGAGGUGGCUCAAGGCGGCCGCUGACCUGCAAGCGCUGCAGCACAAGUGAGUCUAUAGUCUAUACUAACGCGCGCUGUGUCGGCCGCACGUGCUGGGCGCGUGCGGCGGCGCGCUGGCGCGGGGCGUGCAGGACCAGCUCGAGCAGCUGCUGGCGAGGUGGCUCAAGGCGGCCGCUGACCUGCAAGCGCUGCAGCACAAGUGAGUCUAUAGUCUAUACUAACGCGCGCUGUGUCGGCCGCACGUGCUGGGCGCGUGCGGCGGCGCGCUGGCGCGGGGCGUGCAGGACCAGCUCGAGCAGCUGCUGGCGAGGUGGCUCAAGGCGGCCGCUGACCUGCAAGCGCUGCAGCACAAGUGAGUCUAUAGUCUAUACUAACGCGCGCUGUGUCGGCCGCACGUGCUGGGCGCGUGCGGCGGCGCGCUGGCGCGGGGCGUGCAGGACCAGCUCGAGCAGCUGCUGGCGAGGUGGCUCAAGGCGGCCGCUGACCUGCAAGCGCUGCAGCACAAGUGAGUCUAUAGUCUAUACUAACGCGCGCUGUGUCGGCCGCACGUGCUGGGCGCGUGCGGCGGCGCGCUGGCGCGGGGCGUGCAGGACCAGCUCGAGCAGCUGCUGGCGAGGUGGCUCAAGGCGGCCGCUGACCUGCAAGCGCUGCAGCACAAGUGAGUCUAUAGUCUAUACUAACGCGCGCUGUGUCGGCCGCACGUGCUGGGCGCGUGCGGCGGCGCGCUGGCGCGGGGCGUGCAGGACCAGCUCGAGCAGCUGCUGGCGAGGUGGCUCAAGGCGGCCGCUGACCUGCAAGCGCUGCAGCACAAGUGAGUCUAUAGUCUAUACUAACGCGCGCUGUGUCGGCCGCACGUGCUGGGCGCGUGCGGCGGCGCGCUGGCGCGGGGCGUGCAGGACCAGCUCGAGCAGCUGCUGGCGAGGUGGCUCAAGGCGGCCGCUGACCUGCAAGCGCUGCAGCACAAGUGAGUCUAUAGUCUAUACUAACGCGCGCUGUGUCGGCCGCACGUGCUGGGCGCGUGCGGCGGCGCGCUGGCGCGGGGCGUGCAGGACCAGCUCGAGCAGCUGCUGGCGAGGUGGCUCAAGGCCGCCGCUGACCUGCAAGCGCUGCAGCACAAGUGAGUCUAUAGUCUAUACUAACGCGCGCUGUGUCGGCCGCACGUGCUGGGCGCGUGCGGCGGCGCGCUGGCGCGGGGCGUGCAGGACCAGCUCGAGCAGCUGCUGGCGAGGUGGCUCAAGGCCGCCGCUGACCUGCAAGCGCUGCAGCACAAGUGAGUCUAUAGUCUAUACUAACGCGCGCUGUGUCGGCCGCACGUGCUGGGCGCGUGCGGCGGCGCGCUGGCGCGGGGCGUGCAGGACCAGCUCGAGCAGCUGCUGGCGAGGUGGCUCAAGGCGGCCGCUGACCUGCAAGCGCUGCAGCACAAGUGAGUCUAUAGUCUAUACUAACGCGCGCUGUGUCGGCCGCACGUGCUGGGCGCGUGCGGCGGCGCGCUGGCGCGGGGCGUGCAGGACCAGCUCGAGCAGCUGCUGGCGAGGUGGCUCAAGGCCGCCGCUGACCUGCAAGCGCUGCAGCACAAGUGAGUCUAUAGUCUAUACUAACGCGCGCUGUGUCGGCCGCACGUGCUGGGCGCGUGCGGCGGCGCGCUGGCGCGGGGCGUGCAGGACCAGCUCGAGCAGCUGCUGGCGAGGUGGCUCAAGGCCGCCGCUGACCUGCAAGCGCUGCAGCACAAGUGAGUCUAUAGUCUAUACUAACGCGCGCUGUGUCGGCCGCACGUGCUGGGCGCGUGCGGCGGCGCGCUGGCGCGGGGCGUGCAGGACCAGCUCGAGCAGCUGCUGGCGAGGUGGCUCAAGGCCGCCGCUGAUCUGCAAGCGCUGCAGCACAAGUGAGUCUAUAGUCUAUACUAACGCGCGCUGUGUCGGCCGCACGUGCUGGGCGCGUGCGGCGGCGCGCUGGCGCGGGGCGUGCAGGACCAGCUCGAGCAGCUGCUGGCGAGGUGGCUCAAGGCCGCCGCUGACCUGCAAGCGCUGCAGCACAAGUGAGUCUAUAGUCUAUACUAACGCGCGCUGUGUCGGCCGCACGUGCUGGGCGCGUGCGGCGGCGCGCUGGCGCGGGGCGUGCAGGACCAGCUCGAGCAGCUGCUGGCGAGGUGGCUCAAGGCCGCCGCUGACCUGCAAGCGCUGCAGCACAAGUGAGUCUAUAGUCUAUACUAACGCGCGCUGUGUCGGCCGCACGUGCUGGGCGCGUGCGGCGGCGCGCUGGCGCGGGGCGUGCAGGACCAGCUCGAGCAGCUGCUGGCGAGGUGGCUCAAGGCCGCCGCUGACCUGCAAGCGCUGCAGCACAAGUGAGUCUAUAGUCUAUACUAACGCGCGCUGUGUCGGCCGCACGUGCUGGGCGCGUGCGGCGGCGCGCUGGCGCGGGGCGUGCAGGACCAGCUCGAGCAGCUGCUGGCGAGGUGGCUCAAGGCGGCCGCUGACCUGCAAGCGCUGCAGCACAAGUGAGUCUAUAGUCUAUACUAACGCGCGCUGUGUCGGCCGCACGUGCUGGGCGCGUGCGGCGGCGCGCUGGCGCGGGGCGUGCAGGACCAGCUCGAGCAGCUGCUGGCGAGGUGGCUCAAGGCCGCCGCUGACCUGCAAGCGCUGCAGCACAAGUGAGUCUAUAGUCUAUACUAACGCGCGCUGUGUCGGCCGCACGUGCUGGGCGCGUGCGGCGGCGCGCUGGCGCGGGGCGUGCAGGACCAGCUCGAGCAGCUGCUGGCGAGGUGGCUCAAGGCCGCCGCUGACCUGCAAGCGCUGCAGCACAAGUGAGUCUAUAGUCUAUACUAACGCGCGCUGUGUCGGCCGCACGUGCUGGGCGCGUGCGGCGGCGCGCUGGCGCGGGGCGUGCAGGACCAGCUCGAGCAGCUGCUGGCGAGGUGGCUCAAGGCGGCCGCUGACCUGCAAGCGCUGCAGCACAAGUGAGUCUAUAGUCUAUACUAACGCGCGCUGUGUCGGCCGCACGUGCUGGGCGCGUGCGGCGGCGCGCUGGCGCGGGGCGUGCAGGACCAGCUCGAGCAGCUGCUGGCGAGGUGGCUCAAGGCCGCCGCUGACCUGCAAGCGCUGCAGCACAAGUGAGUCUAUAGUCUAUACUAACGCGCGCUGUGUCGGCCGCACGUGCUGGGCGCGUGCGGCGGCGCGCUGGCGCGGGGCGUGCAGGACCAGCUCGAGCAGCUGCUGGCGAGGUGGCUCAAGGCCGCCGCUGAUCUGCAAGCGCUGCAGCACAAGUGAGUCUAUAGUCUAUACUAACGCGCGCUGUGUCGGCCGCACGUGCUGGGCGCGUGCGGCGGCGCGCUGGCGCGGGGCGUGCAGGACCAGCUCGAGCAGCUGCUGGCGAGGUGGCUCAAGGCCGCCGCUGACCUGCAAGCGCUGCAGCACAAGUGAGUCUAUAGUCUAUACUAACGCGCGCUGUGUCGGCCGCACGUGCUGGGCGCGUGCGGCGGCGCGCUGGCGCGGGGCGUGCAGGACCAGCUCGAGCAGCUGCUGGCGAGGUGGCUCAAGGCCGCCGCUGACCUGCAAGCGCUGCAGCACAAGUGAGUCUAUAGUCUAUACUAACGCGCGCUGUGUCGGCCGCACGUGCUGGGCGCGUGCGGCGGCGCGCUGGCGCGGGGCGUGCAGGACCAGCUCGAGCAGCUGCUGGCGAGGUGGCUCAAGGCCGCCGCUGACCUGCAAGCGCUGCAGCACAAGUGAGUCUAUAGUCUAUACUAACGCGCGCUGUGUCGGCCGCACGUGCUGGGCGCGUGCGGCGGCGCGCUGGCGCGGGGCGUGCAGGACCAGCUCGAGCAGCUGCUGGCGAGGUGGCUCAAGGCCGCCGCUGACCUGCAAGCGCUGCAGCACAAGUGAGUCUAUAGUCUAUACUAACGCGCGCUGUGUCGGCCGCACGUGCUGGGCGCGUGCGGCGGCGCGCUGGCGCGGGGCGUGCAGGACCAGCUCGAGCAGCUGCUGGCGAGGUGGCUCAAGGCCGCCGCUGACCUGCAAGCGCUGCAGCACAAGUGAGUCUAUAGUCUAUACUAACGCGCGCUGUGUCGGCCGCACGUGCUGGGCGCGUGCGGCGGCGCGCUGGCGCGGGGCGUGCAGGACCAGCUCGAGCAGCUGCUGGCGAGGUGGCUCAAGGCGGCCGCUGACCUGCAAGCGCUGCAGCACAAGUGAGUCUAUAGUCUAUACUAACGCGCGCUGUGUCGGCCGCACGUGCUGGGCGCGUGCGGCGGCGCGCUGGCGCGGGGCGUGCAGGACCAGCUCGAGCAGCUGCUGGCGAGGUGGCUCAAGGCGGCCGCUGACCUGCAAGCGCUGCAGCACAAGUGAGUCUAUAGUCUAUACUAACGCGCGCUGUGUCGGCCGCACGUGCUGGGCGCGUGCGGCGGCGCGCUGGCGCGGGGCGUGCAGGACCAGCUCGAGCAGCUGCUGGCGAGGUGGCUCAAGGCGGCCGCUGACCUGCAAGCGCUGCAGCACAAGUGAGUCUAUAGUCUAUACUAACGCGCGCUGUGUCGGCCGCACGUGCUGGGCGCGUGCGGCGGCGCGCUGGCGCGGGGCGUGCAGGACCAGCUCGAGCAGCUGCUGGCGAGGUGGCUCAAGGCGGCCGCUGACCUGCAAGCGCUGCAGCACAAGUGAGUCUAUAGUCUAUACUAACGCGCGCUGUGUCGGCCGCACGUGCUGGGCGCGUGCGGCGGCGCGCUGGCGCGGGGCGUGCAGGACCAGCUCGAGCAGCUGCUGGCGAGGUGGCUCAAGGCGGCCGCUGACCUGCAAGCGCUGCAGCACAAGUGAGUCUAUAGUCUAUACUAACGCGCGCUGUGUCGGCCGCACGUGCUGGGCGCGUGCGGCGGCGCGCUGGCGCGGGGCGUGCAGGACCAGCUCGAGCAGCUGCUGGCGAGGUGGCUCAAGGCGGCCGCUGACCUGCAAGCGCUGCAGCACAAGUGAGUCUAUAGUCUAUACUAACGCGCGCUGUGUCGGCCGCACGUGCUGGGCGCGUGCGGCGGCGCGCUGGCGCGGGGCGUGCAGGACCAGCUCGAGCAGCUGCUGGCGAGGUGGCUCAAGGCGGCCGCUGACCUGCAAGCGCUGCAGCACAAGUGAGUCUAUAGUCUAUACUAACGCGCGCUGUGUCGGCCGCACGUGCUGGGCGCGUGCGGCGGCGCGCUGGCGCGGGGCGUGCAGGACCAGCUCGAGCAGCUGCUGGCGAGGUGGCUCAAGGCGGCCGCUGACCUGCAAGCGCUGCAGCACAAGUGAGUCUAUAGUCUAUACUAACGCGCGCUGUGUCGGCCGCACGUGCUGGGCGCGUGCGGCGGCGCGCUGGCGCGGGGCGUGCAGGACCAGCUCGAGCAGCUGCUGGCGAGGUGGCUCAAGGCGGCCGCUGACCUGCAAGCGCUGCAGCACAAGUGAGUCUAUAGUCUAUACUAACGCGCGCUGUGUCGGCCGCACGUGCUGGGCGCGUGCGGCGGCGCGCUGGCGCGGGGCGUGCAGGACCAGCUCGAGCAGCUGCUGGCGAGGUGGCUCAAGGCGGCCGCUGACCUGCAAGCGCUGCAGCACAAGUGAGUCUAUAGUCUAUACUAACGCGCGCUGUGUCGGCCGCACGUGCUGGGCGCGUGCGGCGGCGCGCUGGCGCGGGGCGUGCAGGACCAGCUCGAGCAGCUGCUGGCGAGGUGGCUCAAGGCGGCCGCUGACCUGCAAGCGCUGCAGCACAAGUGAGUCUAUAGUCUAUACUAACGCGCGCUGUGUCGGCCGCACGUGCUGGGCGCGUGCGGCGGCGCGCUGGCGCGGGGCGUGCAGGACCAGCUCGAGCAGCUGCUGGCGAGGUGGCUCAAGGCGGCCGCUGACCUGCAAGCGCUGCAGCACAAGUGAGUCUAUAGUCUAUACUAACGCGCGCUGUGUCGGCCGCACGUGCUGGGCGCGUGCGGCGGCGCGCUGGCGCGGGGCGUGCAGGACCAGCUCGAGCAGCUGCUGGCGAGGUGGCUCAAGGCGGCCGCUGACCUGCAAGCGCUGCAGCACAAGUGAGUCUAUAGUCUAUACUAACGCGCGCUGUGUCGGCCGCACGUGCUGGGCGCGUGCGGCGGCGCGCUGGCGCGGGGCGUGCAGGACCAGCUCGAGCAGCUGCUGGCGAGGUGGCUCAAGGCGGCCGCUGACCUGCAAGCGCUGCAGCACAAACGUGCUGGGCGCGUGCGGCGGCGCGCUGGCGCGGGGCGUGCAGGACCAGCUCGAGCAGCUGCUGGCGAGGUGGCUCAAGGCGGCCGCUGACCUGCAAGCGCUGCAGCACAAGGUAUCUUCGCUUGAGACAUCCCGGGAUUCCCCGCGGGACGCCGAAGAAUCCCUGGCGGGCGUCCGGGCGCUGUUAGAUACUACUAGCGCCAACCCCUCGGACCGAACUAGUCUGUCCGUGCGACUCAGCCUCGUUAAGGCGCGCUCGGAGGAGCUGGGCGCGCGGCUGCAGGACGCCGGGCCGAUGCAGGCGCAAGUGCAGCAGGCAUGUGCAGCACUCGGCGCGCACCGCGACUUCCUCUCCCAAAAGCUGGCCGCGCUGGGCAAGUUUGCCGCGCGACUAGAUGCCGCCGCGGCACGCGUCCAAGCCGCUCGAGCGCGGCUCUCUGCUGCGCCGCAAGACCCGGCUGCCGUCGCUGAAGUACAAGAGCUGAUUAGCUCGCAAGAAACGGAAGUGCGCGAGGUGCUCGAGAACUACAACAACCUGGAGCGCGAGUGCGGCGCCGCGCGGCAAGCCGUCGCGCCGGCGCUGCGCGAGCGGGCUGCCGGGCUGCGACAGGACUGGGCCGCACUGCGGGGCCACGAGCUGCCGACGGUGGUGAGCGAGACCCCGCGCCGCGGGUCCGACACGCCCGGCGAGCGCAAGGGCUCCGUCGACAGCCAGGCCAGCGAUUGGAGCGGCCGUGCGUCUGGUCGCCGGCGCUCGGCACACUCCCAGGCGCCGGCUGUGCUGCUCGCGCACUUUGACACCACCGUGUCUCAGAUCCGCGAGUGGGUGUCGUGCGAAACGGAGAUGCUGCGCGCACAAGCCGUGGCCGUGGGCGAUGUGGACGACAUCCUCAAUCAGCUGGACAAGCAGAAGGGUGUGCUGCGUGAGCUGGAGCAGAAGAAGCCGCAGCUGGACGAGCUGCUGCACACCGCCGAGAGUCUGAAGGGCACCGAGAACCGGCAGCAGCUUCAUGGCAAAGUAACUGCCCUUCGCGAGCACUGGGAUGAGGCCAACGCGCGCGUGCUCCAGCGCAAGGCUCAGCUCGACGCCAUGUUGGGUGACAGCCAGCGGUACGAGGCGAGGCGACGAGACGCCGACGCCUGGCUGACGAGAAUGGAGGCGAGGCUGGCUGCUAUGGCGCAGCCGGGGCAUACGGCUGACGUGCUUGAGAUGCAGCUGCGAGAACAGAAGGUAAGAUGA